AUGGCAUUUUACUUUCGCAGAGAAACUGUAUCAGGACGUGCAGAGAAGUAUGAUAUAGAUGGAAAUCUUGUGGAGACUCUUCCAAACUGCCGUGCAAGAUAUUCUCUUGGAUGUGCUGUUUAUAACGGAGAUGUGUGGGCAGCUGGAGGAUUUGAUGGCACUGGGACUUACUGGACUACAACUGAGGUGUACACGAAGAGUACAAAUAGCUGGAAAGCUUAUCAAAUGAAUGACAACCCAAGUUAUCCUCAGCAUCACGUAUUUAAUAAUCAACUCAUGGUAUUUGGAUCAAGAAACCCUAAUGUUUUAGAAUAUUAAGAUGGCACGAAAUGGCAAAUUACUUCUGGUCAGGCUCUUACAAAAUUAAAUGAUAUGUGGGGGGUUUCAGUACCUGUAAUGUGUCCAGCCUAAUAUUUAUGUACAGUGGUUGGUGUUUAUAUCAUUACAACAAUGACGACUUUUACAAUUAAGUUUGGAUUUCUAACAAGCUUUUUUUCAAAUUAAAAGUUUACAAGUAAACCAGCAAAAGAUGUUGAUUGACAGCUUCUGUAUUGUUUUCAUGUUUAUGUGUAUCCAUACUGUUUGAAAUUUAAGAUUUCAAAAUUAGAUUUUUUUAAAUUUAAAUUUUCUUAGUUGUAUUUGUACCUGAGAUAAUAUGAUAUAGAUAUGCAUGUAGGUAGAAACCUGCUGCCUAUAUACCUGGUAGCAGGAAAUCUCCUUUGAGAAGGGCUGGGCAAAGUUCCGUUAACAAAAUGGAAGUUUUCGAAAAUUAACGUAAGAGUCCGUUAACAAACGGCAAAAACAUUUAAUUUGUACAGCGUUAACAAAACAGAUAAGUCGUUUUGGAAAAAAUUACCAGUUGAAAACAAAAUUGAAACUGAUGGGUUUUUAAAAAACAGCAACUUUUGUUCUUGCCAAAAAAAGUAUUAUCAUCGUUAGUACUACGAACAACCGUUUUUUUGAA
Eurytemora carolleeae is the source of this 964-nucleotide messenger RNA. RefSeq lists its product as uncharacterized. Gene Ontology annotation, molecular function: protein binding. NCBI's taxonomy places the organism in Eukaryota, Metazoa, Arthropoda, Copepoda, Calanoida, Temoridae. The record is from RefSeq and is a predicted model, not a curated record. Bases 1 to 318 code for a protein of 105 amino acids. The transcript is spliced from 4 exons.